Messenger RNA from Rotaria sp. Silwood2, 942 nucleotides. Lineage: Eukaryota; Metazoa; Rotifera; Eurotatoria; Philodinida; Philodinidae. The record is from the annotation of a GenBank genome assembly.
AUGAAAAAUACAUAUCAAGUAGACAACGUUGUCACGGAAGUUAGCUCUCACGGAUUGACAUUAGAACGUGUUUAUGGAUAUGAUUUUAGUAUUGCCAUUGUAACAAAUUUUACACAAAAUCAUCUUGAUUUUCAUAAAAUAAUGGACAAUUAUUUACAAUCAAAAUUAUUAUUAUUUUCAAAAUAUUUAUCAAGAUCUUCAUCAGCAAAGGCUAUCAUUAAUCAUGAUAAUCCAUCAUAUGAGCAUUUUAUUAAUGCAUGUCCAUCAAAGAAAACUCAAAAUUCAUUUGUAGCGAAUGACAUUAAAACUUCUCUAAAUGGUACAAAAUACAUUGUUUUACUACCUUCAGGUGAAACACGACGCAUUCAUUUGAAUAUUCAUGGUAAUUUUAAUGUUUACAAUUCUCUAGCUUGUAUAGCUACUUGUUUUACAACUUAUUCACACUUGUUAACAUUAGAUCAAAUAAUUCAAUCAUUGGAAAACUUUCAAUAUGUUAAAGGUCGAUUUGAAUUUCAUAUACGUCAUAGACCAUUCUCAGUUGUGGUUGAUUUCACACAUACUCCAGACGGUUUAGAAAAAGUACUCAAAUGUGGUAGACAAAUACUAUUAGAAUCGGCCGAAAAUGCUGAUGAAUAUGCUGAUAUUAUGAUAGCAACAUCGGACAAUUCUUCUCAAGAGAAUCCACAAAAAAUAAUUGAUGACAUUGUCUCGGGCAUCCAAACAAAACCAGAUAAAAGUCGUUUAUAUGUAGAAGUAGAUCGAAAAAAAGCAAUACAUUUAGCUGUAGAUUUAGCUAAAGAUAGACACGAUUUAAUACUAAUUACUGGUAAAGGACACGAAACAACACAAAUACUUGCUGAUCAUGCUAUAGAAUUCAACGAAAAAGACAUCAUGGAAGAAAAAUAUAAACAAAUGAUGCAGGAUAAUACCUUAUCAACGUAA